Molecule: messenger RNA, 2676 nt
Organism: Cynocephalus volans (Philippine flying lemur)
Lineage: Eukaryota; Metazoa; Chordata; Mammalia; Dermoptera; Cynocephalidae
Gene: ITIH3
Product: inter-alpha-trypsin inhibitor heavy chain 3
Exons: 20
Coding region: 1-2676 (891 amino acids)
Biological process (GO): hyaluronan metabolic process
Molecular function (GO): serine-type endopeptidase inhibitor activity
Source: RefSeq, a predicted model, not a curated record
AUGGCAUCUGCUUGGUGGCCCUGCCUCAUCUUGGCUCUGCUUUCCAGCUUGGCGGCCUCUGGCCUCCCUAGAAGUCCCUUCCGGCUGCUGGGAAAACGGAGCCUCCUGGAAGGGGUGGCCAACAGCAUUGAGGUCUAUAGUACCAAAAUCAGCUGCAAGGUGACCUCCCGCUUUGCUCACAAUGUUGUUACCACAAGGGCUGUCAACCGUGCAGACACAGCCAAGGAGGUUUCCUUUGAUGUGGAGCUGCCCAAGACGGCCUUCAUCACCAACUUCACCUUGACCAUUGACGGUGUUACCUACCCUGGAAAUGUCAAGGAGAAGGAAGUGGCCAGGAAGCAGUAUGAAAAAGCUGUAUCCCAGGGCAAGACGGCCGGCCUGGUCAAAGCCUCUGGGAGGAAGCUGGAGAAAUUCACAGUCUCAGUCAAUGUGGCUGCGGGCAGCAAUGUCACCUUUGAGCUAACCUACGAAGAGCUGCUGAAGAGGCACAAGGGCAAGUACGAGAUGUACCUCAAGGUGCAGCCCAAGCAACUGGUCAAACACUUUGAGAUCACGGCAGACAUCUUUGAGCCGCAAGGCAUCAGCAUGCUGGAUGCUGAGGCCUCGUUCAUCACCAAUGACCUACUGGGCAGCGCCCUCACCAAGUCUUUCUCAGGGAAGAAGGGCCAUGUGUCCUUUAAGCCCAGCUUAGAUCAACAGCGUUCAUGCCCAACCUGUACAGACUCCCUCCUUGAUGGAGAUUUCACCAUCAUCUACGAUGUGAACAGGGAGUCUCCAGCCAACGUGCAGGUAGUCAAUGGCUACUUUGUACAUUUCUUUGCACCUCAAGGCCUUCCAGUGGUGCCUAAGAAUGUGGCUUUUGUGAUCGAUGUCAGUGGUUCCAUGGCUGGUCGGAAAAUAGAGCAGACAAGGGAUGCCCUUCUAAAAAUCCUGGAGGAUAUGAAAAAGGAUGACUACCUGAAUUUCAUCCUGUUCAGUGGAGAUGUGACCAUUUGGAAAGACCACUUAGUUCAAGCCACUCCAGAGAACCUCCAGGAGGCCAGGGAGUUUGUGAAGAAUAUUGAUGAUAACGGAAUGACCAACCUCAAUGAUGGGCUGAUGAUGGGCAUUAGCAUGCUGAACCAGGCCCGGGAAGAGCACAGAAUCCCGGAGAGGAGUACCUCCAUCGUCAUCAUGCUGACUGAUGGGGAUGCCAAUAUUGGUGAGAGAAGAUUUGAAAAAAUCCAAGAGAAUGUGCGGAAUGCCAUUGGGGGCAAAUUCCCCUUGUAUAACCUGGGCUUUGGCACUAAUCUGAACUAUAACUUCCUGGAGACUAUGGCCCUGCAGAACCAUGGGUUUGCCCGGCGCAUUUAUGAGGAUUCCGAUGCCAAUUUGCAGUUGCAGGGCUUCUACGAGGAGGUGGCUAACCCUUUGCUGACGGGCGUGGAGGUGGAGUACCCUGAGAAUGCCAUCCUGGACCUCACCCAGAACAAUUACCAGCACUUUUAUGACGGCUCUGAGAUUGUGGUGGCUGGGCGCCUGGUGGAUAAGGACAUGAACAGCUUUAAGGCGGAUGUGAAGGGCCAUGGGGCCAUCAACGACCUGACCUUCACAGAGGAGGUGGACAUGAAGGAGGUGGAGAAGGCUCUGCAAGAGCGGGACUACAUUUUUGGGAAUUACAUCGAACGGCUCUGGGCCUAUCUCACCAUUGAGCAGCUGCUGGAGAAACGAAAGAAUGCCUAUGGUGAGGAGAAGGAGAACCUCACAGCCCAGGCCUUGGACCUGUCCCUCAAGUACCACUUUGUGACUCCGCUGACCUCCAUGGUGGUGACCAAGCCUGAGGACAACGAGGACCAGAUGGCCAUUGCUGACAAGCCUGGGGAAGGUGGGGACAGAGACUCAGUCCUCUCUUCCUUUGCAUCUACAGCCAGCUCCCAGCAACCUUCAACACCCUACUACUAUGUGGACGGGGAUCCUCACUUUAUCAUCCACGUCCCGGAGAGAGACGAUGCCAUCUGCUUCAACAUUGAUGAAGAGCCAGGCACAGUGUUGCGCCUCAUUCAGGACCCAGUCACAGGCCUCACAGUUAAUGGGCAGAUCAUUGGUGACAAGAAAGGCAGCCCUGACUCCAAGACCAUAAAGACUUACUUUGGAAAACUGGGCAUUACCAAUACUCAGAUGGAUUUACGGAUUGAGGUGGCGACAGAGAAGAUCACCCUGUGGAAUGGGGCUGCACAGAGCACUUUCAGCUGGCUGGACACAGUCGCAGUCACACAGGAUGGGCUGUCUGUGAUGAUCAACAGGAAGAAGAACAUGGUGGUCUCCUUUGGAGAUGGGGUUACUUUUGUGGUUGUCCUGCAUCAGGUGUGGAAGAAACAUCCAGUCCACCAGGACUUCCUAGGCUUCUACGUGGUGGACAGUCACCGGAUGUCAGUGCAGACACAUGGACUACUGGGGCAAUUCUUCCACCCCUUUGACUUUAAAGUGUCUAACAUCCGCCCAAGUUCUGACCCCACAAAGCCGGAUGCCACAAUGGUGGUGAAGAACCAUCAGCUGACCGUCACCAGGGGCUCCCAGAAAGAUUACAGAAAGAAUGCCACCAUCGGCACAAAGGUUGCCUGCUGGUUCAUCCACAACAAUGGGGAAGGACUGAUUGAUGGUGUCCACACUGACUACAUUGUCCCCGACCUGUUUUGA